Messenger RNA from Alternaria arbusti, 1134 nucleotides. RefSeq lists its product as uncharacterized. Gene Ontology annotation, biological process: regulation of transcription by RNA polymerase II; DNA-templated transcription. The record is from RefSeq and is a predicted model, not a curated record. Gene Ontology annotation, cellular component: chromatin. The transcript has a single exon. Lineage: Eukaryota; Fungi; Ascomycota; Dothideomycetes; Pleosporales; Pleosporaceae. Gene Ontology annotation, molecular function: DNA-binding transcription factor activity, RNA polymerase II-specific; zinc ion binding; RNA polymerase II cis-regulatory region sequence-specific DNA binding. The coding region runs from base 1 to 1134 and encodes 377 amino acids.
AUGGCUGAUUUGAACCAUCAGCUGACUGCAACUACCGAGGAGAUACAAGCACUAGUCCUCCUUCACUCUCAGUUCCUAUGGCACGGGUCCCAGCAACAACGUCAACAAGUGCGAGAUGAGGUGCGGACAGUGGUCAACAUUACACGUUGUGCGGCACUAUUCCAACCUCUUCCUCAAGACAAUCCGAAUGCGAGCGCGUUGCACCAACCUGGACCAAUAACAGGUGCAGAGGUGGACUCGUGGAACUGGAACUCUUGGAUUGAGAAUGAAAAGCGAACUCGAUUGGCGGCAUACAUUUAUCUUAUCGAUGCUUCUUCCACCAUAUUCUUCAACACACAGCCCAGGUUCGACGCCAAGAGCAUCACAGUCCCUCUGCCGGCCGAUGAUGCAGCCUGGGAAGCGAAGACUUCUGAAGAAUGCGCCAGUGCUCUGGGUCUGAGAGGAUCGUCAGCGCAGAUGAGCAACGAAUCGGGAAGCAGACGCGCAAAACAACUAGCCUUGUGCGAGGCGUUGUGUGUACUCAAUGGGGCCUGUCCAGGAAAAUUUCCUGAGCGGGCUACUAAUGUCUUUGGAAAAUUCAGUAAGUUUUUUCUGUCUGCCGUCGACAACAGCCCUCUAACGUCGUCUCCAGUUCUCAUUCACGCGAUUCAUGCUCAAAUCUACAACAUCCAGCAUCAGCUGCUCCAGCGAGUGUCUUCGAGCGGUACAAGCACACCCCGAUCGCAAGGCGAUAGUCCUGCCACACCACCAAAUGGCGUCAAUGAGCAAAUCCAAAAUAAGCUCCGUUCGACGGUCGGCGCUCUUUCGCUAUGGAAGGCUUGCUGGGACAAGGACCUUGCUAUCCAGUUCACACAGAACCAGCGUCGACGUGGAUUCUGCCGAGACGGCAUCCACUUUUACUUCCUAGCUCAAGCGUUCUUGCGGCAGUCUCGACCAGACGACUGGGCCGCUCCUGCUGAUGUUCGGUGCCGGCAUGUGUUCAAUCUCCUGAAACAGAUCAGACAUUACGUUGCAUCAGACUCCGCCCAGAAAGGCAUCGAGAUCGGCUCCAUGGUUGCCAUCGCUGACGACUACGCCAUCGCUGACUUGACGCUAAACAUGAAACGUCUUUUCACGCCUCUCGACGAAAUCUGA